GAAGAAACAUGUGAUGAUAGGAGCAAAAGUGAAGUAAAAAGUGCGAAAAUGAGUGAAAAGAAAAUGGACCGAUUGAAAAAUCGCUUCAUGACAUUUCAUGGGAAAAUACAAGACCGUAUGGACGAGUUUCAAGACCAAGUUCAGAAUAAAAUAGAAAGGUCAAAGCUAUCAAAGUUUAUUUCUCAUUUGUCUGAAGAAACAAGGAGUUCAGUUGACGACAAUUCUGUAGAAAGUGUUGAACUGAGUUCUAGUGAAGGCGACGUUGGUAAAGAGAAUCCAACUAUACCUUCAUUUGUUAUUGAUGGACCGACAGACAAUGAAAACCCAAAGGAUAUCUGCAAGGAAUUCAUUAAAAUUGAACAAGGUUCAGGCACCGUUCUGUAUAAAAGUCACUCGGCGUGCAACCUCGCGUACGAUGACAUGAAUAAUGACAGCUCCAGUGAAUCUUGCUUGUCGUGUUUUUCGUCCAGUGAAGAAAGAGAAAGAUCGUCAGAACCACGCCCAAGAGCUGGCAGUCUUCCGCCAGGAGCAGUAUUGGACCAAUCAUCACCAUUACUCGUUUGCUCCGAUCUCAUCGAGAAAUUCAGCAACAAAUUUCCAAAAUUCAAGAGCCAAAGCGACAGAUUUCAUAGGUAUUUAAUGAAGAACACGAGGCUAAGUGAUGUGAACAAACGGUUGAAGGCUCAGAUAUGGAGUUCGGUGGUCACCAUCGUACUAGUUGAGGCUAAAAAUCUUCCUGCUAUGGACCUAGAUACUAGAUCCAGCGACCCUUAUUGUAAAUUUAGGUUAGGUAACGAGAAAUAUAAAAGUAAAGUAGUUUGGAAGUCUUUACAUCCUUCGUGGUUGGAACAGUUCGACCUGCAUUUGUAUGACGACCAGGAACAAAUACUAGAAGUCACGGUUUGGGACAAGGACAAGCAGUCUAAAGAUGACUUUAUUGGCAGAUGCGCAAUAGACUUAUCAAGGUUAGAAAGAGAGAAAACGCAUAACAUAUGGAAGGAUCUAGAAGAUGGGAACGGUCAAAUAUUUUUGUUGCUUACCAUCAGUGGCACAACGCAAUCGGAGACCAUUACAGACCUCAGCAGCUACAAGGAGAACCCAAGAGAUAGAGAAAUUAUUGAAAGGCGAUAUACGUGGUACAAUAUAAACGAGCAGUCGAGUGGGGUUGGAUGGCUCUGUGUCAAAGUAUAUGGAGCUAAAGGACUUGCAGCUGCCGAUUUAGGGGGUAAAUCUGACCCCUUCUGUGUACUAGAACUAGGAAAUGCAAGGCUACAGACGCAUACGGAGUACAAGACACUUACACCGAACUGGAUGAAAAUAUUUACGUUUACAGUGAAAGACAUCACAUCAAUAUUGGAGAUAACAGUAUAUGAUGAAGAUCACGACCAUAAAGUAGAAUUCCUGGGAAAACUGGCUGUCCCGCUGCUGAACAUCAGGAACGGGGAGAAAAGAUGGUACGCCUUGAAAGACAAGAAGAUGAGAGCGCGAGCCAAGGGGAACUUCCCACAGAUAUUGUUGGAAAUGUUGGUUAUAUGGAAUCCUUUGAAGGCAGCGAUCAGGGCGGUGAACCCGAAGGAACCAAAGUACAUGCAUCAGGAGGCAAAGUUCAAGAGACAAUUGUUUAUACGAAAUGUAAUGAGACUGAAAGCUAUCAUCAUGUGGUUUAUCGAAGUUGGAAAGAUUUUACAAGACUGUUUCGAAUGGGAGUCGAGGAUACUUUCGUUCUUAGGCCUGUUAUUAUGGCUCGCCUUCUGUUAUUACUACGAAAUGUGGAUGCUGCCGCUACUGAUACUAAUAUUUUUCAGCAGAGCUUGGCUUAUUUAUAGACUUACUGUCAAAAUCAAAUACUUCCUGAAAUGUUUACGAAGUGAUCCGAAGGCUUAUUUUAAAUAUUUAUUUCUUAGAGGCAACCCUUUACUGGUGCCAGUUGAUGAUGAGGAUCUUUUAGCUGAGGAAGACGAUGAAGAUGAAGCAGAUAAGGAGGAGAAAAAAUCUCUGAAAGAGAGACUGCAAGCGAUACAAGAAGUGACGCAAACUGUACAAAAUGCGAUCGGUUAUGUCGCCUCUCUAGGAGAAGCGGUUAAAAACUUGACGAACUUCACAGUGCCAUAUCUAAGUUAUUUAGCAAUAAUAAUGUUAUUAGGAGCUAUGAUCGUGUUAUACAUCAUACCUUUGAGGUAUCUUCUUAUGGCGUGGGGUAUAAAUAAGUUCACGAGAAAAAUCCUUCGACCACACACGAUACCCAAUAAUGAAGUGCUAGACUUACUAUCGAGGGUACCGGAUGAUGAAACUUUGUUGGACUGUCGAGAACUGAAGCCACAUCCAGCUAAUGAACACCGACGCGACGUCAGAAAGAAGCACAAACCAUCGUAACACAGUCCGAAGGCGAUCCGCAAACGGGUCCGACAUUACGUAAGGAAUCUCGGCAAUAAGUAUAACUCUUAGAUCUAGCUA
Messenger RNA from Spodoptera exigua (beet armyworm), 2454 nucleotides. Lineage: Eukaryota; Metazoa; Arthropoda; Insecta; Lepidoptera; Noctuidae. The record is from the annotation of a GenBank genome assembly.